AUGAAAGACCAAGAGACAAUUAAAGUACAAGAUUUUAACGAGAUAUUGAAAAUGGGCCAAGAAAAUAUUAAAGUACUGGACAGUGACUUGUCAGAAGAGAGGGAGAAGAGACAGCAUCUGACAUCAGCUUUCACUGCGAUUCAGAAGUCCUUGCAAGUGAAUAGUGAGGAAUUCCAAAAGUCAAAGUCAGAACUCCUGUGCCUUUAUAAGGAAAUUCAGAGUCUUCCAAGGGCUGAGGGCAGAGAGCAGUUUUUAGUAGCAUAUAACCUGCUGCUGAGAGAGAAUUCUGAACUAGAAGCCAAGGUCUUGAAGCUUUCACAAGAACUGGAACUGUUAAAACAUUGCUCUGUAGGGGACAGAACUGCUAAUUUGAUGACAAGUGAAAACGUCUGUGAAGACCUGGUGUCUAAAGGGCCACUUUUGGAAGUGGAGGCUGUGAGCCCGAGUGAGGACAGACAGGCUUUCUGUUCUGAAUUAGGAGAAAGUAAACAGGAGGAAAUGCCAGACGAGUCAGUGAAGGCGGCCACUUUCCCAAGAGAGAGGCAGGAGUCACAGCAGAUGCGAGGCCAUGAACAGCCAUUGGCCGUGGAGCCCAAGGAAGUUGGGAGGCUUGAAGACGAGCCAAGCCUCCAGUCUCAGAGCUGUGGUGAUAGUUCAGAUGGCAGCAGCACCAAGGUAGGUGCUGCAGACGCACGCUCUGGGUCCUCUCCUUCUGACUAG
Messenger RNA from Apodemus sylvaticus (European woodmouse), 720 nucleotides. RefSeq names its product coiled-coil domain-containing protein 30-like. The record is from RefSeq and is a predicted model, not a curated record. Lineage: Eukaryota; Metazoa; Chordata; Mammalia; Rodentia; Muridae. Bases 1 to 720 code for a protein of 239 amino acids. The transcript has 5 exons.